Heterobilharzia americana is the source of this 3560-nucleotide messenger RNA. The record is from the annotation of a GenBank genome assembly. NCBI's taxonomy places the organism in Eukaryota, Metazoa, Platyhelminthes, Trematoda, Strigeidida, Schistosomatidae.
GUAAGGAAUAAUGUAAUUAGUUGGAGAAGAAACAGGGGUAUGAGUGUGAUUUAAGAAUGCCAGAUUCAUAAAAUGUGCCAAUUGUUUUUAAAAUAAGAUGGUGAAUGUUUCCAUACCUCCUCCUCGUCUUUCUCAGCCUUUCCAAAAGCUACAUAAUACUAUUUAAUGACAACUUAUAUUUUUCAAAAAAGAAUUGUAACAACAAUCAUAAUAUUAAUUGCUAUUUAGCUGAAUAAUCCAUAAAUAUGACAGUUGAACACCUUAGAAAGCUUUUACAAAGUUAUGAUUUUGAAAAUUCCGGUGAUUUAAAUAAAAUUGAAUGGACAAAACUAUGUUCAAGUUCAACAAUCAAUUUAUCCAGUGAAUUAUCAUCAACAUUAUUUAAUGAACUUGAUACAGACAAAGAUGGAUUAAUUAAAAUCUCAGAUAUAUUACAAGAAUUACAAAUAUGGGAAACAAUGAAUCGACAAGGUGGGAGUGUUGAUCAGAUCAAUACGAUUGAGGAUAAUAAUAAUAAUGAUGUUACAGAUGAGUUGAUUGGACGAAAUCUGGAUGACAAUGAUGAAAAGCUAAACAUGAUAGAACAACAGAUAAAUUUCAGCAGUAUAACAAGGUCAGUGAUCUUGGAAAGACGAAAACACAAGUGUUCAUUGAUACCGUCGGAGAUAAAUUUACAACUAGAAGGAAAUGAUCAAUGGAUGCCUAAAAAAGAGACUACUUCAGACGGAUCAGAAGUGUUUACUGCAACACCUAUCCUCAGAACGCCAAGGUACAGCAGUGUCUGUGAAUUAGAAAAUGUGAUAACACAAAACUAUCCAGAGUUAAUAAGUCCAUUUAAAAUUGUCCUAGAAGAUUUUCGUAAAGAUUUAUUACAAACAAAAAGAGAAAAGACAAAAUUAGAAGAAACAUACAUGAAAGAAAAGGCUGCACGUAAAAAUGAUCUGGAUCGAUUAGAAGGUGAACUUGAAUCUCAGAUUAAAUCAAUAGAAGAACGCGCCAAAUCUGAAGUGCAUCAGAAACUACAAAAUGAGUACAGAGCACUUGUAUGUAACAAAGAGCAAGAAAUUACAGAGAUUCGGGAACAAGUUGAGACAUUAAGACGUAAAAUUAAUCACCACAGUACUGUUAGUUGUGAUUCAAUGAAUACUUCAAUUACAAGUAAAACGUGUACAGAGGUGAUUGAUACAUCGAACUGUUACUAUACACAGCCGAAGCCGUCUACAAUCACAUCAGAUUAUUAUCAUCAAAACAGAAAUGAGGAUGCAGAACAAAAAUUGUAUAAAAUAGAAUUGGAGAGUGUUUUAUCCGCUUUGAUUCAAAGAGAAGCAGAGUUGAGAACACUUAAAGAUCAGCUGGCAAAACAAGAAGCCCAAUUAACAAUAGAUAAGCGUGAAUUAAUCAAUCAGGAAGAAGAGAAACAAAAUCUAUAUUCCCAGUUGAAUGUUAUGAGAACAACAAUGGAACGCUUGAAUCAAACAAAUGAUUAUCUGUGUACAGCUCUACAUCAUGGGUCAUUUAGCCGUAGGAGUAGAAAUUCACCAUCCUGUGCCUUUUCCGAGUUUAUGGAACAGAGUGAUAACAACGAAGGUAAUGCGCUUACUUUUAGACUGUCUUCUGGCAACACUUUUCCUCUUGAACCUUAUGAAUUUGACAGUUUAGAGAAGGUUCUACCCCAGCAACAGCAACAUGAUCAUCGUCCACAUCAUGAUAAAAAUUCAAGUUUCGAUUUAGCCUGUCGACAAUCCGACUAUUCAAGCGAGAAUGUGAGCAGUGUUAGUGCCUUCAAUUAUGAGAAGAAUAAUUUUUACUCAGUGGAUAACAAUAAUGAAGAGGUAGAAAGUGAGUUGGGAGGAAGUAAAAACCAACAACACGUCUUGUCUGCAUCGUUUACACCAACGCGUAUAUUCAAAGUGAUAAUGGUUGGGGACUCAGGUGUCGGUAAAUCCAGUUUCUCUUAUCGAUUCUGCGAUGGAGUAUUUUAUCCUCAUCUAAGAGCAACUUUAGGAGUUGAUUUUCGAACAAAAAAUAUUCGAAUGAAUAAUUCAGUUUACACUAUUCAAUUAUGGGAUACUGCAGGACAAGAAACGUAUCGUUGUAUCAUCCGUUCGUAUUUCCGCAAAAUCGAUGGUGUGAUCUUGAUGUAUGCCGUCAACCAAACUGAAACAUUUGCAAAUAUCAAGUACUGGAUGGAGACAAUAAAAUUGUACUCCAACUCAUUAGGUGAAUAGUAAAACGCUGACUAUGGCACGUGGUGGACCCGGGCUCAGUCAAUCAAGGUCGUUAGUGCGCACCACUGAGGAGUCACAAACUAAGACGAAACAGCCAACCAGCGACUUCAAGUUUUCAGUGCUGCUUCAAUUCAUGUUAAUCCACGAUGUAAAUGCCAUUCAACUGAAUAACAGCCAAUUCUUUUCAAUGUUCAGUCUAACUAAUUGCUUACUACUGUGCAUUUUCGGUUUAUUUUUAUUUCAAAAAAAAAGGAAUGUACAAGUGAUAUUCAUGUUCCAGUUCUUCUUGUUGGCAAUAAAAUAGACUUACGUGACGCACAAGCUAAAGAUGAAAUUGGACAAGAUGAGAAUAGCCAGAAGUUGUGCGACAUGAUCUCAUAUGAAAUGGGUGAUAAACUAGCCAAAUUACAUCAAGUAUUGUUCAUUGAAACUAGUGUAUUAAGUAAACAUAACGUUACUGAGGCUAUUGAACUGCUGACAAAAGAAAUGAAGUUAACUGAAGAUAACCAAGUCGCAGUUGUCACACUCACUUCUUCCCUGAAUAGAAUGACCACUGACAGUAAACAAGGAGCAAACAAAACAACAGGCUGUUGUCGAUAAUAUACAAAUUUGAUCACAGUCACACACACAAUGUACAUUUAAUUAUUUGUAUAUUUCAAGAAAACAUUAUACACUACAUUCCGAUUUAUAUCAACCACACAAAGGAAUGUGCUAAUUGGGAAAGAGUAGGAUGUUGAUAAUUUCCACUACAUCGAACUGAUUCACCUAGAUAGGUGUUAUCUCCUGGUUUCUUCAUCAUUCUGUACGUGCCUGUCUCUCUAUCCAUCUACCUGUCUAUCUAUCAAUCACUCAUUUGAUCGUUUCUUUGUUUCCUUGCUUCGGUCACACACACAUACAUAUACACGUUUUCAAGGCGAAGUAUCAUCAAAAACAAAAUUUGUUUAUCCAACAGAAAAACAAAAAUUAAAUAGCGAAAGUAAAUGAAGUCCCAUUUUUAUAUCAUUGUUGACUUCCUCAUUGCCCUAGUACCUUCCAUAAUACAUCAGUUCAUUUAUUCCCUGUUUCUAUUAGCAUUAACUGUAUCAUUUAUCGUCAUUUGUAUCGAAUUAUAUGUUAGGCAUUGUGCAGACACUUCACUUGCAUAAUCAAUAAUCCAUAAACACAAAACAACACCAACGGUUACACCUACAGUGGGAAAUUCAUUUGUCCUUUAUCUGUGUUUACGUGUCCGUAUACCUAACAAGUUAUCCUGUUUCUGUUUUAAAACACACAUCCCCGGUUUUUAUAAACUUUAAUAUUAAAGUAAUAUAAUUAUGUUUCAAGUCCUUUCGU